Molecule: messenger RNA, 2166 nt
Organism: Bacillus rossius redtenbacheri
Lineage: Eukaryota; Metazoa; Arthropoda; Insecta; Phasmatodea; Bacillidae
Product: brain-specific homeobox protein homolog
Exons: 5
Coding region: 119-799 (226 amino acids)
Biological process (GO): regulation of DNA-templated transcription
Molecular function (GO): DNA binding; DNA-binding transcription factor activity, RNA polymerase II-specific
Source: RefSeq, a predicted model, not a curated record
GGCGUAGUUUUGAGGCGCGAGUCUAGCGGCCACCACGCUGUCUCCACGACUCCCGGUCAGGGUCGCGCCUCUGCCGGCGGCCAGAUGCGGUGUUGGAGGCGCCGGUGAUUGGCGCGUGAUGGACAAGCGCUUUCAAGAGGCCAGAGGGGCGCACACGUCCUUCCUAAUCGAAGACAUCUUGUUCCGGCCCAAGGCCAGUCUGCCACAGGUGGGCGCCAUGGGCCCCGCGCUCAGCCGAGGCCCGCCGCCGGAGGUGUACCCGCUGAUGCCCAGCUCGGCAGUCGCCGCGUACCUGCACCCGGCCGCACACCCGGCCGCCUACUUCCACAAGGCGGACCCCUUCUUCCUGUCGCCCGGUCUGCCGUUCGGCGGGUUGUUCGCCGGCGGCCAGGGCGAGCUGAGCAUCAAGCACUGUCGCCGGCGCAAGGCGCGCACCGUCUUCUCGGACCACCAGCUGACCGGCCUGGAGAAGCGCUUCGAGGCGCAGCGCUACCUGUCCACCCCUGAGCGCGUGGAGCUGGCCAGCGCCCUCAACCUCUCCGAGACGCAGGUGAAGACGUGGUUCCAGAACCGCCGCAUGAAGCACAAGAAGCAGUUGCGGAAGCUGAGCGAAGUCAGCAGGCGCAGUUCGAACCCGGCUCACCCGCUCAAGGGCAGCAGGGCAGAUGCGCCAGUGGACUUCUCCCGAGGGCAGGACGCGAGCUCAGAGCAGAAGGCCGCCAGCGCCACCGACAGCGAAGACGAGAUCGACAUCGUCGGCAUGAGUGGCGCAACGCCCGCCGGCCUGGUGCUGGUGUGAGCGCGCUCCCUUCAGACGUCGCUCCACGUGUGCCGCUCCGAGCAAGCUCUCUUCAGACGUCGCUCCACCUGUGCCGCUCCGAGCAAAUUCUCUUCAAACGUCGCUCCACGUGUGCCGCUCCGAGCAAGCUCUCUUCAGACACCGCUCCGUGUGUGCCCGCUCCCAGCAAGCUCUCUUCAGACGUCGCUCCACGUGUGCCGCUCCGAGCAAGCUCCCUUCAGACGUCGCUCCACGUGUGCCGCUCCGAGCAAGCUCUCUUCAAACGUCGCUCCACCUGUGCCGCUCCGAGCAAAUUCUCUUCAAACGUCGCUCCACGUGUGCCGCUCCGAGCAAGCUCUCUUCAGACGUCGCUCCACGUGUGCCGCUCCGAGCAAGCUCUCUUCAGACACCGCUACGUGUGUGCCCGCUCCCAGCAAGCUCUCUUCAGACGUCGCUCCACGUGUGCCGCUCCGAACAAGCUCUCUUCAGACGUCGCUCCACCUGUGCCGCUCCGAGCAAAUUCUCUUCAAACGUCGCUCCACCUGUGCCGCUCCGAGCAAGCUCACUUCAGACGCCGCUCGGUGUGUGUCCGCGCCGAGCAAGCUCUCUUCAGACGUCGCUCCACGUGUGCCGCUCCGAGCAAGCUCUCUUCAGACGUCGCUCCACCUGUGCCGCUCCGAGCAAGCUCACUUCAGACGCCGCUCGGUGUGUGUCCGCGCCGAGCAAGCUCUCUUCAGACGCCGCUCUACGUGUGUCCGCUCCGAGCAAGCUCUCUUCAGACGCUGCUCUACGUGUGUCCGCUCCGAGCAAGCUCUCUUCAGACGCUGCUCUACGUGUGUCCGCUCCGAGCAAGCUCUCUUCAGACGCUGCUCUACGUGUGUCCGCUCCGAGCAAGAUCUCUUCUAACGCUGCUCUACGUGUGCCCGCUCCGAGCAAGCUCGCUACUCCUGCGGAGAUAGCACGGACUCUUGCUCUGCUCGCCUCGGGGAUGUUAACCGUCGGUGCGUUCUGUCCGUGACGGCACAGGAAACUAUCUAAUAGCUUAAGGGGACGACCUCAGUGUUUUGAAACUCCUGGUGGUCUUGUUUCAGUUCGUGUUUCUGUAUAACGCAAUAAAUAAAGUUAAGCUUGAUUGGAUUAUUUGCGAGUGCGCUGUUAAACAUCUGAUUUACUGUGCGGUGAGGAUGGUGUGCAAAUAUUAAUGAACGGAAACUAAAAAUAAUGUAUUGUUUUACCUUUAAAUGGUGCAGAACAAAAUACUGUAAACUAUUUCAGGUCAUCUUCAAUUGAUACUUUUGUCAAACAUUUGUAUUACAAAAAAAUGUGUCAUGGAAAUGUUCAACAAUUAUUGUGUGAUAAAAUAAAUAUGUAUAUAGUAACAUAACAAA